GUUUCCGGGAGGCAGGCGCGGGUUGUUCAAAACACAGAGAAGAAACGCGGGCACGAGAAGCAGGAGAAUCGCCGCCAACUCCAAACUUUAUACCAAAAUUUAUCACUUUAUGUAGCACGACAAAACGCGUUCGGUGACUCUUGUGAGAAUGAUGCCCACUACUACCAGGAAGAGAAAGCUCUCAACUCUGGACUCUGACAGUCACCCAAACAAGAAGGGGGCGAGAGAGGAGAUGUCACCUUUGAAGAGGAGAUCCCCAAGAAAGACCCAGCAGUCUCCUAUCAGAAAGAAGCCAGCUGGGUGUCUGGACAAGGAGAACUGUCCCUCACCACAGAAAUCCCCACGCAGACCAGCAGGCUCACCGGCCAAAUCGCCCCGUAAAUCUCCGUUCAAAGCUACAAUGGUUACAAGCUCCUUCUAUGGCAAGCAGAAGCCUGUCUACCUCACUCCUCUUGAGAGGAAGGCGAUAAAGGAGUCUCUUCCUUCUCCUCCUCCUCGUCUUCUAUCGUCUCCCCCCCAGGCAAAAAAGCCAGAAAAGAAGAAUAAGAAGAAUGGAAAAGGAGGCAACAAGCCAAGAAAGGUUUCUGUCGGAUCUAGUAAUGCAGGGAAGAUGAGUAUCAAAAACUACUCAACAUCUACGAAGACGAUCAAACUUUCAAAGCCUGACAGCAGCGUCACUGCUAAACCAUCACCUACUACACCUGCUGCACCUGCCGGCAGCGCUAAACCAGCAGAACCCAAGAAAGCAAUCACCAUCACUUUCAGCAACCUGAAGCCGAAACCGAAGAUAUUUGUUGGAGCUGCUUUCUUCGGUACAGGGAAGAAACCUACGUCCAUGUACAAGAAAUCUGCACCAAAAUCUUUGACCAGGCCAGCGUCAGUCCAGGGGAAGAGUAAAGCUGCUCUGCCACAAACAAGGAGUGAGAAAACAACUCAGCAGCAGCAGCAGCCUGCUUUGGUGAUGAACCAACAACAAAAACAUCCUGAAGAGGCUGCCGUCCAGCCGGUCGAGACAAAAGAGAACCAGCCAAUCACCAAGCAGAGAGCAAAGUUUGAUCCCACAGACUGGAUGGACUCUGUUAACAAAGAGCCUGAAUCUCCACAGCCGUCAAGCUCACCUAAAGUCUUGACAGGGAAAUAUGGAAUUACCAAGGAGCUGAUGAUUGUGUUGACACGUACUCCAAAACCAAGCUCUGCAUCUGCAUCCUUGUCCACCAAUACUCAGGAUCACUCUCUGGCAGACGGUGGCUCUGAGCCCAUCUUUGACCUCAGUGAUAUUAGUCCCACCAGCGCUGCCUCCAGCCCCCCCAAAGAGUCUACAGCUGUGUAUCCCAUCUUUGGCUCUGCCUCCAAGAGAUUAAAGAAUGUAGCUCUGCAGUCUCCAGUGUCCUGCAGCACCCCCUCUGGCCCACUGCAGACUCCUUCAGCUAAAGAGCGAAGUGCUCGCAGGAGGAAAGAGAAGCACGAUGGCGACCAGCUCAUCAUCGAUGCAGGUCAGAAGCAGUUUGGAGCAAUGACCUGCAGCUCAUGUGGGAUGGUGUACAGCGCCGACAAUCCAGAGGACAAUUUCCAACACACCCAGUUCCACCAGCGCUUCCUGGAUUCCAUCAAAUUUGUGGGCUGGAAGAAGGAGCGGGUGGUGGCCGAGUUCUGGGAUGGUAAAAUUCUCCUGGUCAUGCCAGAUGAUCCCAAAUACGCCAUCAAAAAGGCUGAGGAUGUGCGUCGUGUAGCGGACAACGAGCUGGGUUUCCAGCAGGUGACUCUGAGCAGACCCACGCAGGCCAAGACCUACCUGUUCAUCAACACAGAGCGAAUGGUGGUGGGAUGUCUCGUAGCUGAACCCAUACGACAGGCUUACAGAGUCCUUGAGCAGCCAGAUCGACAGAAGGAUAUGACCAAGGACGACUUCAUGGAGCGACACAGAGCCUGGUGCUGCUCCACCACCCCAGAACAGGCUCUGUGUGGUAUCAGUCGGAUCUGGGUCUUCAGCCUGGCCAGACGGCAGGGCAUCGCCACCCGCAUGCUGGACACCGUCAGGAGCAGCUUCAUGUACGGCAGUCAUCUAACCAAGGAGGAAAUCGCCUUCUCUGACCCAACACCUGACGGCAAACUGUUCGCAACCAAGUACUGCAACACACCGACCUUCCUCGUUUACAACUUCAUUGCAUGAGGUUUGGAAGAAUUUAACUAAACGUGGAUUAAAGCGACCGUUCAGCCUGUUAAAUCAGUUAUAUAAGUGUUGCAUAUUAACAGUUCUUCAGUCAAUUGUUGAAUUGACUCUCACAAGCAAAACAAGAGUUCAGGAUGUUCAUGUUGCUUAUACCAGGCUUUAGUUCGUACUGACAAGUGUGUAUAAGCUUCAGAUGUAUGAUUAUAAUGCUCUUCAGGAUAAAGUAGGCUUAGGGUUAUGUUUUUAAUACACCUGCUGUCACUCAGUAUUUAUACUCAGCUCUGCCAAACUUACUGUUGAAUGUUGUUUAUAUUGCCGGUACUUUCAAAUGUUUAUAUUUUUCUGAGUAAGGAGACCACGUAGCUUUGACUGAUUUUGUCUUUUGCAUCUAAGAAGACUGAAAACUUCCUUUUGCUAUGUUCUUUUAAAUGGUCAGAUUUUUUUUUCUUGCUACCAGCUCAAGGUUUUCUGAGCACUUUGGAAGGAAAAUAUGUUUAUAGACACUGACCUGUUUAAAGAUGGACACCAUCAUUGUUUAGGGCCUUUCUGCUUUGUAAAUAGAUUUUAAUAAACGUGUUGCCUUUUG
Toxotes jaculatrix (banded archerfish) is the source of this 2756-nucleotide messenger RNA. It is a transcript of the gene esco2, whose product is annotated as establishment of sister chromatid cohesion N-acetyltransferase 2. NCBI's taxonomy places the organism in Eukaryota, Metazoa, Chordata, Actinopteri, Toxotidae. Bases 149 to 2170 code for a protein of 673 amino acids. Gene Ontology annotation, molecular function: protein-lysine-acetyltransferase activity. Gene Ontology annotation, cellular component: chromatin; nucleus. The transcript is spliced from 15 exons. The record is from RefSeq and is a predicted model, not a curated record. Gene Ontology annotation, biological process: mitotic sister chromatid cohesion.